AUGGCCUGGGUCUGCAGAACAGACUUGCUCUGGCUUACCACUUCGCGGGAGCUCGCCUAUUUUACCAAGUGCAGGUACUGGGCCAUCCCCAAGGGCUCGGCCAAAGAUGGCGUGGGAAAGCCUAGGAACAUUGAGGGGGGCAAUAACCGAGACUUUGUCAAAGGGAUGAAAGAGAUGGGAAAGAACUGCAUAAUAUUCUUCGGCUCGCAGACGGGCACUGCCGAGAGCUAUGCGUCUCGCCUAGCAAAGGAAGGAAAGACAAGAUUUGGGCUUGAAACACUGGUUGCCGACCUUGAGCAUUACGACUUUGACAAUCUCGACUCCAUCCCCCGCGAGAGCGUCGUCAUAUUCGUUCUAGCAACCUAUGGAGAAGGCGAGCCCACAGAUAACGCCGUCGGAUUCCACGAAUACAUCUCUGGUGAGCUCGGCGGCGGCCCUCGGCUUGACAAUCUCAGAUACGUUGCAUUCGGCCUGGGCAACAGCACGUACGAACACUACAAUUCUAUGAUCCGCAAUGUAACCCAAAGGCUUGAUGGCCAGGGAGCCAAGAGGAUCGGCAGCGUUGGCGAAGGCGAUGAUGGGGGAGGCACCAUGGAGGAGGAUUUUCUUGCGUGGAAGGAUACCAUGUGGGCGGCUCUGUCGGCCGAUAUGGGCUUGCAGGAGCACGAGGGAACAUACGAGCCAGCUUUCAGCGUCACCAAGCGUGCUGACCUGAACCGCGAGUCUGACGAGUUGUACCUCGGGGAACCGAAUCAGAGAUAUCUUGGCGACUAUGAAGGCCCGUUUGACGCACACAAUCCCUACAUUGCCCCCGUCGUCGAGUCUCGAGAGCUGUUCUCAGGUCUGGCACACGAUAGGCACUGUAUUCACAUGGAGAUCGACAUCGGCGGUACGAAUCUUUCCUACAAGACCGGCGACCAUCUCGCCAUCUGGCCAACAAAUCCAAACGACGAAGUCAACCGCCUCAUGAGGAUUCUGGGCUUGGAGGAGACCAGACACAGCGUCAUCGGAGUUGUACCACUCGAAUCGACCGCAAAAGUGCCUUUCCCAUCGCCAACGACGUACGACGCCAUCGCCCGCUACUACCUGGAGAUUUGCGCCCCGGUAUCUCGCCAGUUGGUCUCCGACCUUGCGCCGUUCUCUCCCAACGACGAAGUCAAGAACGAGAUGACAAGGCUUGGAUCAGACAAGGAGUAUUUCCAUGAGCAGACACGCUUCUUGAAUCUCGCCCGCCUCCUCAUGCGCGUCAGCAGAGGAGUCACAUGGGACAAGAUCCCCUUCUCCAUGUUGAUCGAGGGCUUGACGAGGUUACAACCACGCUACUAUUCCAUCUCCUCGUCUUCACUCGCCCACCCAAAGCGGGUCUCAAUCACCGUGGCAGUCAAGACAGAUGUCACAAGUGAACGAGGCACGCAUGACCCCUUCUGUGGGGUUGCUUCUAACUACCUCUUCGCGUUGAAGAGGAAGCAGAACAACGACGAUCCAAGUGACGACGUCGGCCACCCAACAUACGACGUAACGGGCCCUCGAAACAAAUUCGAGGGGAUCCGCGCCCCCAUUCACAUUCGCCAUUCUAACUUCUCUUUGCCUUCCGAUCCUGCAACACCUAUCAUCAUGGUCGGACCCGGAACAGGGGUCGCGCCGUUCCGAGGCUUUGUCCAAGAACGAACAAGACAAUUCCAAGAGGGAGUAAGCAUCGGACACGUACUGCUGUUCUUUGGCUGCCGCAGACGGACAGAGGAUUUCUUGUACGAAUCUGAAUGGAAGGAGCAUCAAGGAGUUCUGGGAGACAAGUUUCAGCUCGUGACAGCCAUGUCCAGGGAAGGCUCGCAGAAGUGCUAUGUUCAGCAUCGGCUUCGAGAGUCAGCAGAAGACGUUUACAGAUUACUGCAACGGGGCGCUUUCUUCUACGUUUGUGGGGAUGCCGCCAACAUGGCUCCAGAGGUUCGGGCUGCCUUGGCUCAAAUCAUAGCCCAGCAAAGAAAGAUCUCAGUGGUUGAAGCAGAGAACGCUGUAAGCGAUAUGAGAGCCACAGGGCGUUACCAGGAGGAUGUAUGGGCAUGAGACAAGAAUUGGAGCGCGACUUUGCCCUCCCCUCAGUGCAAGACACACCCUCGGGGCAGAUUGUAUGCACGUUGUCUGAGGUAGCAUUUAGAUAGAGUUAAUCCAGCUGCUUGUCAAUUCAAAC
Molecule: messenger RNA, 2188 nt
Organism: Phialemonium atrogriseum
Lineage: Eukaryota; Fungi; Ascomycota; Sordariomycetes; Cephalothecales; Cephalothecaceae
Product: NADPH--cytochrome P450 reductase
Exons: 4
Coding region: 1-2064 (687 amino acids)
Cellular component (GO): cytosol
Molecular function (GO): FMN binding; flavin adenine dinucleotide binding; NADPH-hemoprotein reductase activity
Source: RefSeq, a predicted model, not a curated record